Molecule: messenger RNA, 1101 nt
Organism: Lodderomyces jiufengensis
Lineage: Eukaryota; Fungi; Ascomycota; Pichiomycetes; Serinales; Debaryomycetaceae
Gene: GLE2
Product: RNA export factor
Exons: 1
Coding region: 1-1101 (366 amino acids)
Biological process (GO): transcription-dependent tethering of RNA polymerase II gene DNA at nuclear periphery; RNA export from nucleus
Cellular component (GO): nuclear pore
Molecular function (GO): ubiquitin binding; RNA binding
Source: RefSeq, a predicted model, not a curated record
AUGUCAUUUCUUGGGAGCUCGUCAUCAACGGUGAGUACGUCAAGUGCGGCAACAGGACAAGAAUUACUCAAUGACAUAACAAUAAAUAAUCCACCCGAAGAUUCAAUUGAAGAUUUAUCAUUUUCACCACAACAAGAUCUAUUAGCAGUUGCAAGUUGGGAUAAAAAAGUAAGAAUAUAUGAAAUAGACCCUAACACAGGAAACAAUCAAGGAAAAGCACUUUAUGAACAUAAUGCACCAGUUUUUUCAGCACGCUGGUCAACAGAUGGAACAAAAGUUAUAUCUGGUGGUGCUGAUAAUCAAGUAAAAAUAUUUGAUCUUGCAUCACAACAACAACAACAAAUAGGUCAACAUGAUGCACCUGUAAGAGCAGUAAGAUAUGUUGAGUGUGGUCCAACAAACACCCCAGUAGUUGCAAGUGGAUCAUGGGAUAAAACAUUAAAAUAUUGGGAUAUGAGAACUCCUAAUCCAAUAAGUACCAUAAAUUUACCAGAAAGAUGUUAUUGUAUGGAUUCAUCACAAAAAUUAUUAGUUGUUGGAUGUGCAGAUAGACAUAUAAGUAUAAUUGAUCUAAAUAAUCCUCAACAAGUUUUUAAAACAAGUCAAUCACCAUUAAAAUGGCAAACAAGAACAAUAGCAUGUUAUCCACAAGCAAAUGGAUUUGCAAUUGGAUCAAUAGAAGGAAGAUGUGCUAUACAAUAUAUAACGGAAACAGAACAAAAAAAAUUUGGAUUUUCUUUUAAAUGUCAUAGAAAAUCAGGACCAACUACAAAUUCAAGAACAACUUCAAAUUCAGGUGAAUCACAAGCAUACCCAGUAAAUGCUAUUUCAUUUCAUCCAAUAUUUGGAACUUUUAGUACUGCAGGUUCAGAUGGUACUUUUUGUUUUUGGGAUAAAGAUGCAAAACAAAGAUUAAAAUCAUUUCCAGAAUUACCAGGUACUAUAUCUGCUACUGCUUUUAAUAAAAAUGGAUCUAUUUUUGCUUAUGCUGUAAGUUAUGAUUGGUCUUUAGGUUAUAUGGGAAAUAGACCAGAUUAUCCAAAUUUUAUAAAACUACAUGCUAUAAAAGAAGCAGAAAUUAAACAAAAAAAUAAAAGGUAA